Messenger RNA from Telopea speciosissima, 867 nucleotides. Its product is annotated as endochitinase EP3-like. Bases 1 to 867 code for a protein of 288 amino acids. The record is from RefSeq and is a predicted model, not a curated record. Lineage: Eukaryota; Viridiplantae; Streptophyta; Magnoliopsida; Proteales; Proteaceae. The transcript has 3 exons. Gene Ontology annotation, biological process: cell wall macromolecule catabolic process; carbohydrate metabolic process; chitin catabolic process. Gene Ontology annotation, molecular function: chitinase activity; chitin binding.
AUGGAGUCAUCAGAAGAUCAGUUCAUCUCUUCUCAUUCUUCCUCAAUGGCUAUUCAAAAAAUGGUUAUGAUAGCCACCUUGGCCGGAAUUUUAGCCGGAGUGUUGAUGCCGGAAACCGCCAUGGGUCAGAAUUGUGGCUGUUCGUCAGACCUCUGCUGUAGCAAGUAUGGGUAUUGUGGCACCGGCGAUGAUUAUUGUGGCAAUGGAUGUCAAGAGGGUCCUUGCUAUAACGAAACUACUAAUGGUGUUGUGGUUGCUGAUAUUGUCACACAAGAGUUCUUUGAUGGGAUAAUCAAUCAGUCUGAUGCAACCUGCGAAGGGAAAAGCUUCUAUACCCGUGCCGCAUUCCUUGAUGCGACCGAUUCCUAUACAACCUUUGGCCGGGUUGGCACAGUCAAUGACUCUAAGCGUGAGAUUGCAGCAUUUUUUGGACAUGUCACGCAUGAGACUGGACACUUCUGUUACAUUGAAGAGAUAAAUGGAACCUCAAAGGAUUAUUGUGAUGAGACAAACACAGAAUACCCAUGCGUCACCGGAAAGGGUUACUAUGGCCGUGGACCACUCCAGCUAUCUUGGAAUUACAAUUAUGGCCCUGCCGGUGACAGUAUAGGAUUUGAUGGGCUAAAUUCACCUGAAACUGUGGCCAACGAUGUUCUGAUUUCUUUCAAGACAGGAUUGUGGUAUUGGAUGAACGAUUGCCACUCAAUCAUGAUUUCUGGUGAAGGUUUUGGAGCAACGAUCAACGCCAUCAAUGGUAAGCUUGAAUGCAAUGGUGGAAACACAGCAGCUGUGCAAUCUCGUGUUAAGUACUACAAGGAAUAUUGUGACCAAUUUGGUGUUUCAUAUGGUGACAACCUUACUUGCUAA